Micropterus dolomieu (smallmouth bass) is the source of this 5879-nucleotide messenger RNA. RefSeq names its product lysophosphatidic acid receptor 1 (gene lpar1). The transcript has 3 exons. Bases 359 to 1417 code for a protein of 352 amino acids. Gene Ontology annotation, cellular component: membrane. Lineage: Eukaryota; Metazoa; Chordata; Actinopteri; Centrarchiformes; Centrarchidae. The record is from RefSeq and is a predicted model, not a curated record. Gene Ontology annotation, biological process: phospholipase C-activating G protein-coupled receptor signaling pathway; neurogenesis. Gene Ontology annotation, molecular function: lysophosphatidic acid receptor activity.
AGAGCUUUGCGGAGCCGCCGCGCCAGCGCAGAGAGGCACGGAGACGCAGCAGAGAGCAUCAAGGCGACUUCAUCUGGAGGAAAAUAAAUAAAACAACUUUAGCAGGGACAGACUGUUCGAGAAAAAACAGAGGAGGUAUUGAUUUUUUGCGCGGACAUAAAAUGAAAGGGUUACCUGGCUGUAUUUUGGAUUUGGAGUCUUGUAUUACACAGCUGCGACUUUGACUCUCUAGGAGUUGUCUGUUGGAGGAAUUUCAGGCACCCCGAAUCAGGCUUGAGUUGGACAUCCAGGAACCAGUCAAGGAGUAAACUAAACUACCUCUCACUGGAAAAGCAGAGACUAAAGCACCACUACCACCAUGGAUGAGGAACAGUGCUACUACAACGAGACCAUCGCCUUCUUCUACAAUCGCAGUGGCAAGUACCUUGCUACUGACUGGAACACCGUCAGCAGGCUGGUGAUGGGCCUGGGCAUCACUGUGUGCAUCUUCAUCAUGCUCGCCAACCUUCUGGUGAUGAUCGCCAUCUACGUCAACAGAAGAUUCCACUUCCCCAUCUACUACCUGAUGGCCAACCUGGCAGCUGCUGACUUCUUUGCUGGACUGGCCUACUUCUACUUGAUGUUCAACACAGGACCAAACACGAGGCGCCUGACUGUUUCGACGUGGCUGCUGCGCCAGGGCUUGAUUGAUACCAGCCUGACAGCGUCUGUGGCCAACCUGCUCGCCAUCGCCAUCGAGCGCCACAUCACCGUGUUCCGCAUGCAGCUACACACUCGAAUGAGUAACCGGCGUGUGGUGGUGGUGAUUGUCAUUAUCUGGACCAUGUCUAUAGUCAUGGGGGCCAUCCCCAGCGUGGGCUGGAACUGUAUCUGUAGUAUUAAGUCUUGCUCCAACAUGGCGCCACUUUACAGCAACUCCUACCUAGUCUUCUGGGCAGUGUUUAACCUUGUGACUUUUGUUGUUAUGGUAACACUAUAUGCCCACAUCUUUGUCUAUGUGCGCCAGAGGACCAUGAGGAUGUCACGGCACAGCUCUGGACCACGACGCAACCGAGAUACCAUGAUGUCUCUGCUGAAAACCGUGGUGAUUGUGUUGGGUGCAUUCAUCGUCUGCUGGACCCCCGGCCUGGUCAUCCUCCUUCUUGACGUCUUCUGUGCCAGCUGCAACGUCCUUGACUAUGAAAAGUUCUUCCUGCUUCUUGCCGAGUUCAACUCGGCCAUGAACCCCAUCAUUUACUCCUACCGUGACAAGGAGAUGAGCGCCACCUUCAGGCAGAUCCUGUGCUGUCAGCGGCAGGAAAACGUCAACGGGACCGCGGCAGAGGGAUCUGACCGGUCGGCGUCAUCCAUCAACCACACGGUGCUGAGCGGCGGUAUGCACCACCACCACCACCAUAACGAACACUCUGUAGUAUAAAGGAGGGCUGGAGAUUGCGGAGAUUAAUCCAACUGCUUGAAGGAGUUGAUCUCUUUUGGAGAUACUGACUGAAAGAAGGUAAAUGGCAGCAAGGGUAGUUCGAGAGGGACCGCGAACAUGAUAUGAACUAAAGACAGCAACGUGAUAAAUUUGAGAAUGAAGAUAAGGUAGAGUUGAUGAUGAGCUGGAUGAAAUCACAAUGAAGAAGAUGAUGGCGACUAUGAGGAAAGAUGACAAGACUUUAUCGCGGUGUGGGGAAAGAAGAGGGGAGGAGUCUGAUCUUUGAGGACUCUUGAUAGGCUGUUGGUAUUUUUGUUUAGUUGUUUAUUAUUUUCUAUUUGUUUUGAAUGUGUUAUGUACAACGCUGAUAUGAACUAUUUAAAUCUGUGAAAUGAAGGUAAUGCCAGUAUAACCCAUCCUCUUUCUCCAGUCUUCUCUAACAUUGUGUCUCGCAGUCGUUGGUUUCAGACUUUGACCCCUUGAUUCCCAUUCUUAAGAAAGGUAUCAUAACAUCAUCCAUACAGUACAUGUUACGUACAGAUGCAACAUGACACUAUCUGACUCCUUGUAUUAGUUGUGACAUUUUAGGUCUUGGAGCACUAUUCUUCCUUUAUUGUAGUUUAGGAAAGACUUCAGAUCGCACAUAUGCCGUGUUGUGCUUAUAACAUGUAACUCUCCAACAACCUCAAACUUAACCUAACUUAAAAAUUACCUUGCGGGGACUCAAGGCUCUGAAUAGUGUUUGAAUCUGUUUCCUUUGUUCUCCAAAGUGAAACAUUUAUGGGAUGAUGGAUAAUGCUUAAAAAUACAUAUAUGUAUUAAUACUGACAUGUUUGAUUUAUCAAAAAAAUACAGUAAUACUGUUCAAAUUCAUCUUUAGAUUACUUUUAUUACUUUAUUAUUUUUUAUUUAAUGUUUAUUUGACAGGGACAAAUGCAUGGAACACUGCUUUAUAAAGAAUACAAAGUAGAUUCCAUGCAUACAGGUUUCUAGCCAUGACUAAUUUGCAACCUUGUAAACCCCCUAAAAACUUAGUAUUCUACUAAUCCACUUCUCCCACUAAAAAGCUUUUGUCAAUGCAUCCCAACAGUUUCUUCCUUUCAUCCAACUUUAAUACAUAAAGGGUCCAGGAUCCUGAGUUGUUUAUUCCCUCUAAGGAAUUAGAGACAAGUUGUUCCAGGGAUCUUACCAAAAAGGGGAGGAGGAUGUUUGCGGUUUUAGCGCAGACUCUGUGACACAGUGUUAUGUGGAGACAAGGUGAAGGUCAUAUCUGGUGAGCGUUAACAGACUUCAGAUCAGGAUAAGAAAUGUGCUGAGCUGCCUGCCUCUCUCGGGUUUUAUCAAGUGUCUCUGAGUCCAUGAGGCUGACUGAGGAAAAGAGGUCGAAGUGUGUAAGUGUUUAUGUUAAAUUGCCCUCUGGUGGCACGAGUAGGAUCUCUGAAACUAAAAAUGACUGAAAACUAGAUGAGAGGUGACAAGCUGGGCCAUUCUGUCUGCCUGAAUUUGUAGUUUACAAACUAAAUUUUGCUACGAAUGAUACAGUAUCUGAUAUAAACAGUUUGGACUGUAAACACUGACUCACUCUAUUUACCACCAGCUGUCCGGAUUUGAAGACAUUGAUGUGGGAACAACUAUGUCACCAGAUGAAUUUGAACACAGGGGGCUGAGAUGAAGAAAAAGCUAGAAUGUCUAGCUAGCAUAUGGGACCAUUUUUUAACUGAGCAUACUACUGAUAAGUCUAAGAGUCUACAGCCACACUAGGAGGGCUCUGUGGGGCAUUGCUGAGCUGACACGUUAACAUCAGCAUGCUAACAUGCUUAUAAUAAAAAGGCUGAACAUGCUGAUGUAAAGCAGAUAGUAUUUGCCAUGUUCCCCAUCUUGGUUGAGCUUAUUAGCAAGCUAACAUUUGCUAAUUAGCACUAAACACAAAGUAAAGCUGAGGCUACCAAAAAUAUCUUUCCUAUUAACCAGAAACUGAAUGACAUGGACACAUGUUUUGCUGUGAGUGUGUUAUUGUGGAUAUUAAGUAUAGAUCCCCAUCCAAAAUGUAUUAUGUUUUGUUUAUGUCACCAUACGAGAGGGUUGUGGUUAUAAUAUUGUUUUUGAUACAAAUAAUUGCAAUGUUUUGCAUACACAUAUAGGGUAUCCCUUCCCCUCUCCCCCCGUCACCCUCCCCAUGGUGGCAUCCCUCUUGUGCUGUUUUCAUUUAAUUCAAACUGAGAAUCAUCAUUGAGAAGCAAAGAUGAACUGUAUUGUAUGGCCUUAACUCUCGAUUCAGUUGGAUAUCCAAUCCCCAAAAGGAACACUGUCACAUCAUGUGUGUAUACCUUCCUAGUGAAUUAAGUUGGCACAUAUAUGUUGAUGUUUACCAAAACAGCAUCAUGGACUGUUUACCAUAUCACAAUGUUAAGCAAUUUUGGCACCCAAUUCUUACUUAAAGGUGUACAGAAAACAUUGGCGGAUAACAGUUUACUCUUAUUAUAAAACUCAAAGGUCUAGUAGCCUUUAGGAUGUUUUUCUUAAUGAAUUGAAUUUGUGAAAGGUGAGGCAGAGUUGAGCCAGUGCAGUGUUGAAUGGUGUUAUAUUAUUUCCACAAGUGCACUCCCUGACAUCUACUAUUAACUUGAGAUUCUUAGCCAAGUCAGUAUGGUGAUGCUAUGACGUGCGAUGUUAAAAAUUGCCAGCUGGACGUUUUGUCCUGACUUGAAUCAAAACACUUUCUGGCCAAAACACAUAGACAAAGCUCCUAACAGCUGACAGAAAAGUGGGAAUCAUGGCCAAAAACACAGUCAAAUGUUUUCCAGGAAGCAAGAUGUUUGUCAGGGAUUUAAGCUGCAGUGCUAAAAUGAAGUCAGCUGGUAUUUUUGCCUGUCGAAGUUUCCCAAAAUGUUGCCCUGUUUAUGAGGCAAGAAAGCCUUUUAAUCUCCUGGUUGUGCCUCUACAUGUUGCACGUUUUUUUCCAAUUUAACUUAAUUAAUUAGUUUUGCCUUUGAAUUUGAAGUUUCACUUCUGUCUCAUCAUUUCGUUGUUCAGACUUUGUCUAUCUAUGUCUCUGGACCCAACCCUCCACCUUUCACAUUCACUGUAACCAUUUUUCUAACAAGGUUUUGAUUCAGGUUGUAUAGCAGACCAACUAAGUUUUCUGUUUUUGUAUGUCUUUGUUUACCAGUGUGUCAGUCUUUGUACAACAUUGUAAGUAUAUGUGUACAGUAUGUAUAUAAAUAUAUAUAAAAUAUAUCAUUCAAAGUUAAUCACCAAAGGGAAAGUGUUUCUGUGUUUUUAAAUUUAACUGUGCUAUACUCUGUCCAAGUGUACUGUAGGAUUUUCCUUAAGGGUUUUAUGGUUUUAUUAGCCCUUUGUAUGAUGACUCUAAUCAAUGAAUUUCCUUUAGACACGAUUACAGUUACUAACUUGUUUGUGACCCAGAACUUGAUAUUUAUGUGUGCAGUGCAUCCCAGUCCUCAUCCUUAAAGACUAACUUAACACCAGUCUGAAAAGGAGUGUUUAACCACCCUCUCUUCAAAUUUCAAAUCUGUUUCACCUCUGACCACACCCAGCAGUGAUGUCACAGUGUCCUGGAGUACACUUGUACAUCACUGCAGCAAGGUGAGAAGUUAGACCAACGGAGGUCAGCAAAAAUAAGAUUUCCAGGUGGUGUUAACAUCCUCUUUAAGUUAGUGUGUUCCUAACACCUUCAUUUUGCAAAUGCCUUAAAGUAGAACAAAGAUGAAUGUCAGUGUUGAAGAAAGUUUUCACCAGAGAACAUGAUUUUUGAAUAAUGAAAAUACACAACACAGCCUCAAAAAUACAAUGAGUACAUACUCAUAAAUAUAGAUUACAUAAUAUUAUUUGAUAAAAAUAUCAGGUCUUGUUCUAAAUUAAAAUAUUUGAUCAACGUUCUGGGGGUCAAAACAAGUUCAAUUGUCCACACUCCAGCAGUCACGACACACGUCAUUCCCCUGUCAUGCAUGUCAGCAUACGCCAGUGUCCUUUCCCUCAGUGUUAACUUAAGGAACUUUCCCGAAAGGCAACAGUUUUAUCAGAUUAGCUGCCCAGAUUCUCACAUCUUUUCUGUUGUUCCCUGACUACUUCUUAUUUUGUUUGAAUGGUGCGUCCAAUGUUGGCUAUGGGCUUCAAAUGACAUCACAUGACGCAGCCGGUGUGUGUUGCACUUAAGAGAUGUUAUUAUUUUAACCUGUUCAUCCAAAAGACUAUGAAUGGCAUGAUAAUAUGUACAUUAUAAGGUCAAUGACUGACAAACUGUAAGUGUGAAACAUUUUGUUCUUCCAAAGUGAAAUAUUGCCUCAAACCAUGUACCAGGAGUUUGUAGAAAGUAAUUGUGACACAAGCAUAAAUGUUAUUUCCAUACUAUCUAUACUGUACCGGCCAAUAUCAAUGAAUGUCCACCAAAAGUCAUAGUGUUAAUAUCCCAGCAACAAUAAAAACAUGAGAAAAGUCUGAA